AGGACUUGAAAGGCGGAGCCCGGGCCGGGCGGACCGUCACACUGUUCCCGCGCCAGGCGACGGCUGCCACCUCUUCGGGCCGCGAAGAGCCUGGCUAGAGCUUAGUGCGUCUCCCCCGACGCGAGGCCGUUUUCCUGAUAUCUGCAAAAUGGCUGAUAAUUUGGAUGAAUUUAUUGAAGAACGAAAAGCCAAAUUGGCUGAAGACAAAGCGGAAUUGGAAAGUGAUCCACCUUACAUGGAAAUGAAGGGAAAGCCAUCAGAGAAGCUUUCUGAAAACAGUAAAAUACUAAUCUCCAUGGCUAAGGAAAACAUACCACCAAACAGUCAACAGACCAGGGGUUCCUUAGGUAUGUCAUUAGGAAUUGAUUAUGGAUUAAGUUUACCACUUGGGGAAGACUAUGAACGGAAGAAACAUAAACUGAAAGAAGAAUUGCGGCAAGAUUAUAGACGCUAUCUUACUCAGGGUAUUACACAAGCAAAAAAAAAGAAAAAUUUUCUAUCCACGAGUGAAACAGAUCCAUCUGCUCUGGGAGUUUCUCUUCCUAUUGGUGAGAGAUUAUCUGCCAAGGAAAGAUUGAAACUUGAACGCAACAAAGAAUACAAUCAAUUUCUCAGGGAUAAGGAAGAAUCUACUGAAAAGUUCAGACAGGUAGAAAAGAGUACUGAGCAGAAGAAUCAGAGAAAUAAAAUACCUAUUAGCCAGGUUAAACUUGAUUUACCUUCACAAAUACAGUCAUCUCGUGAAAAUUCAGAGGGUCCUAGGAAAGAUGUCUUAACUCCUUCGGAGGCAUAUGAAGAGCUGCUAAACCAAAGACGACUGGAAGAGGACAAAUAUCGACAACUAGAUGAUGAAAUUGAAUUAAGGAAUAGAAGAAUCAUUAAAAAAACUAAUGAGGAAGUGGGCAUUUCCAGUAAAAAACAUCAAGGGUUUGCCAGCAAGACUGACAUUCCAGAUAGAAGAUUUCGCAGGUUUAAUGAGGAUCGUGUUUUUGAUAAACAGUAUUAUAGCCCAGACCAAGAUCCUGAAGUAGGUGAAGAAAUGGACGAGAGGUUUAGAUAUGAAAGUGAUUUUGAUAGAAGACUUUUGAGAGUGUAUACAAAUGACAGGAUGUACGGGAACAGACGAGGGAAUGUGCCUCCUAAGGAGUAUGGUGGUGAUGUCAGAGAACAGUCAAACAUACGAAUUUCAUCUGCUGGAAACCAAAGCACUCGAGACAACAUACCAUCAAAACCUGCUAACCGAGAGAUCUGUAGCCCUUUUGCAGGGAUGCUCUUUGGAGGUGAAGAUCGAGAACUUAUUCAGAGAAGGAAAGAGAAAUAUAGACAAGAACUAUUAGAACAAAUGGCUGAACAACAGAAGAACAAGAGACGAGAAAAAGAUUUGGACCUCAGAGUUGCAGCUUCUGGAGCACAAGACCCCGAGAAAUCGCCUGAUAGACUAAAGCAGUUUAGUGUGGCACCAAGACACUUUGAAGAGACGAUACCACCUGAAAGACCCAGAGUAGCUUUCCAGACACCUCUCCCUCCUUUAUCUGCCCCAUCUGUCCCACCCAUCCCAUCAAUUUACUCCAUCCCAUCUCAAAAUGAAGAUUUGCACAAUGGACUCAGCAGCACCCUUGGUGAAAUGGUGCCUCCCAGGAUUGCACCUUUGCCUCCACCUCCGCUACUGCCACCUUUGCCUACCAACUAUCGAACUCCUUAUGAUGAUGCAUACUAUUUUUAUGGGGCCAGGAAUACUUUGGACCCUAGUCUUGCUUACUAUGGUUCAGGAAUGAUGGGAGUGCAGCCUGCAGCUUAUGUUAGCGCUCCUGUCACCCACCAGCCAGCGCCGCCUGUUGUGAAUACGGUUGGACAGAAUGAACUAAAAAUUACAAGUGAUCGAGCAAUAAAUUCAGGAAUGUUUUUUGAAGAUAAACCAAAGCCUUCAAAACAGUCACUUCAGUCUUACCAAGAAGCUUUGCAACAACAGAUUCGGGAAAGAGAAGAAAGAAGAAAGCGAGAACGGGAAGAAAAAGAAGAAUAUGAAGCUAAAUUAGAAGCUGAAAUGAGAAGUUAUAACCCCUGGGGGAAAGGUGGAGGUGGUGCUCCUCUUAGAGAUGCAAAAGGAAAUCUGAUAACUGAUUUGAAUAGGAUGCACAGACAAAAUAUAGAUGCCUACCAUAACCCAGAUGCAAGAACAUAUGAAGAUAAAAGGGCUGUUGUAUCUCUAGACCAAAAUUUAGCCACUUCAAAUGCUGAGAACCUAGAAGAUUCUGCAAAUAAAAACUCAGGUCAUAUGCAAACACAGAACUCUCCUUUUGCUCGGGGAAAUAUAUUUUGUGAGCCUCCAACUGAACUUCAAAUUAAACAGCAGGAGUUAUACAAGAACUUUCUUCGUUUUCAGAUUGAGGAAAAGAAACAAAGAGAGGAAGCAGAGCGAGAGAGAUUGAGAAUUGCUGAAGAAAAAGAAGAAAAACGGCUUGCAGAACAGAGGGCACGAAUUCAGCAAGAGUAUGAAGAGGAACAGGAAAAGAAAAGGGAGAAAGAGGAGGAGCAAAGGCUGAAAAAUGAAGAGCUUAUUCGGCUAGCUGAAGAAAGACGAAAAGAAGCAGAAAGAAAGAAGAAAGAAGAAGAAGAAAAACAUAACCUACAACUUCAGCACUACUAUGAAAGAGAAAAUAUAGUUGGGGAAGAAACAAAGCACUUUAGACAGCCUUCUCCUGUAGUUCCUGCUCUUCAGAACAAGAUUGCAAGCAAACUCCAAAGACCACCUUCAGUUGACAGCAUUAUAACUUCCUUUGUGCAGGAAAGUUCCAUGUCCAGAGCACAGUCUCCUCCAGUACCUGCCAGGAAAAAUCAGCUUCGGGCCGAAGAGGAGAAAAAAAAUGUAAUUAUGGAGUUAUCAGAAAUGAGAAAACAGCUUCGUAGUGAAGAGCGGCGUUUGCAAGGGCGGUUGCUACACAUGGACAGUGAUGAUGAAGUUCACAUAAGGAGAAGAGACAGGAAUCCCAUGGAUGUGUUUGAUAUGGCUAGACAUCGCUUACAGGCUCCUGUCAGAAGACCGUCACCUAAGGGCUUGGACGCUGCUACUUUUCAGAAUAUCCAUGACUUUAAUGAGCUGAAAGAUCGAGAUUCAGAAACACGAGUUGAUCUGAAAUUUAUGUACCCGGAUCCUCCAAGAGACCAUCACACCUUAGAGAUUCAGCAGCAGGCCCUGCUGAGAGAGCAGCAGAAGAGACUGAACAGAAUAAAAAUGCAGGAAGGUGCUGAAGUUGACUUACUAGAUGCUGUCCCAGGUGCUACAGGACGAGACUACAGAAAGCCCAGAGAUGACACUAAUGAUUUCUUGAAAAAUUCAUUAUUGGAAUCUGAUAGUGCUUUUAUUGGCGCGUACGGUGAGACGUACCCUGCCAUCGAGGAUGACGCCCUCCCGCCUCCGGCACAGCUGCCCUCUGCGAGGGAGCGCAGGAGGAGCAAGUUGAAAGGACUGGACUCUGAUGACAGUCACCCUAAUGUACCACCAGAUGGCCUCUCUUUAAAAUCUGUAUCCAGUGUAAAUGUCGAUCAGCUUAGAGUGAGAAAUGAGGAACGAAUGCGAAGACUGAAUGAACUCCAGAAUAAACCUAUUAAUACAGAUGACGAGAGAUCACUGGUUGACCCUGACGACAUCAUGAAGCACAUGGGUGACGAUGGAUCAAACUCUGUAGCCACUGAGCCCUGGCUCCGCCCAGGCACCUCGGAAACGCUGAAGCGGUUCAUGGCGGAGCAGCUGAGGCAGGAGCAGCAGCAGGUUCCUGGAAAACCAGGCACUUUCACUUGGCAGGGCCUGUCAACGGCCCACGGUUGAAUAAACCUGUGCUGGACCCAGUAGUGCCUUUUAAGGUGAAAGGAAUGUGGAAUCUGAACCGUAACAGUAUGUGCCACCAUUGGCCCAUGCCUGGCAGUUCCAUCUGUACAUAAGGUGUGUUUUUUCCAUGAUAAUGUAUAGGAUGUAUAUUAUGUACAUAAAUAAAAGGCCAUGAUUAUUAAUUUAUAUAAUGUAGGAUUGUAUAGAAUUAUUUUUGCACAGUUUUGCCAUAAACUAAACUAGGGUGGUAAUGAACUCUUGGAAUCAACUACCGUAUGUGCAUUAUUUUCAAUUCUGCUUGUCAGUAAGAUAAGAUGAAUAAAACACGAGUGUCUUAACAGUACUGUAAAACCAGAAUACUGUUCUGUGUUCAUCUGUUAUCGCUGUUCUCAGUGAUUUUUCACUUAGUAAGAGUAGCUGUGACUGUUCCAGCUGCUGUGAUGAGAAUCAGACGUGUGUGCUUCCAUGUCAUUUAUGGCUGAUUCAAUAUAAAUGACUGAUGGGAACUGUUUGUGAUUUUAUUCCCGUGAGCCAUGCACUAAAUGUCACAUCUUUCUGCCUCAAUUUUUGUGCCAACAAAGGCAUUAAGUUUGCUAAUUUAUGACUUAAAUACUUCUUGACAGAAAUAAAUUAUUUUUAUUACCAAUAA
Molecule: messenger RNA, 4475 nt
Organism: Camelus dromedarius (Arabian camel)
Lineage: Eukaryota; Metazoa; Chordata; Mammalia; Artiodactyla; Camelidae
Gene: CSPP1
Product: centrosome and spindle pole associated protein 1
Exons: 31
Coding region: 149-3826 (1225 amino acids)
Biological process (GO): positive regulation of cytokinesis
Cellular component (GO): microtubule; spindle pole; centrosome
Source: RefSeq, a predicted model, not a curated record